UACACAAUGCUAUUGAGGAGACUCUUCCUUCAUAAUCAUAUUAGUAAACUGCCUCUGUCAUUAAUAAGAAGUGCCACAACUAAUAUUAUGGCUUGUCAGAAACUAGACAGGUCUGCUGCCGAGAAGUUAAUAUCAGAAACGGACAAUUUUUUAUUUGAUUGUGAUGGUGUAUUAUGGGAUGGACAUGGUGCUAUACCAGGAAGUGUAGAUACUAUAGCACAUCUUAAAAGAUUGGGUAAGAAAGUUUAUUAUAUAACAAAUAACAGCUCUAGUUCGAGAGAAGAUUAUAAGAAAAAGUGUCUGAAAUAUGGUUUUGACGCUGACGUGGGUGAUAUAGUAUGUACAGCUUAUGUUGGUGCUCUGUAUUUACACAAUAAUAACUUUAAAGGAAAAGUUUAUGUAGUAGGAAAUCCUGCUAUGGGAAAAGAAUUGGACAAAUUUAACAUUAAACAUACAGGUAUUGGGCCUGAUGAAAUGGUACAUGAGGAUGAUAAUAUAAACUAUUCAUCACGAGUUGAAGAAUGGCUAAAAACACAACUAGAUCCAGAGGUAAACUGUGUAUUUGUAGGAUUUGAUCCUUAUAUUAAUUAUAUUAAGAUAUUAAAGGCAGCAAGUUAUUUACAACGUGAAAACUGUUUAUUUCUUGGUACUAAUGAAGAUACACAUUUACCAACUCAGGGCAGUGAUAUAGUUAUACCAGGAACUGGAACAAUGGUUAAAGCUGUGAGUCUACCAUCUCGUAAAAAACCUUUAAUUAUUGGUAAACCUGAAACUACCAUGUUUGACACGUUAUCUCAAGCUAAUAAUCUGGAUCCUGCUAGAUCUAUGAUGGUGGGAGAUAGAAUGAAUACAGAUAUUUAUAUGGCUAAACGUUGUAAAUUAAAGUCAUUAUUAGUUUUAACUGGUGUAUGUACAGAACAAGAUUUACCUCUAAAUGGUGUUCAACCUAAAUCAUUUGAAGCAGGAAUAGAAUUACCAGACUUUUAUGCUGAUAAGUUGGGAAUCUUCGGUGAAUUUAUAGCAAAUUUAUGAAUAGAUUAUAUAAUAGCAACAUUUAUUUAGUAUUAUAAGUUGCCAGUAUUUUUGUUAACUUUGUGAUCUCCAUUCUGUAAUUUAAAAUAUUAAAGAUGCUGAUAGUCAUUUGUAUCUAAUUUUUCACGCUUAAACAUACAUUAAAUUAAGCAAGAGCUAAAUCUGCCUAUUGUGGGUCUUUCUUUAGGCCUUAAAUGUUAUCUAAAUUAUUAAUUAGACAUUAAUUAACUGAUCCAGGGCAUAAUUAAUCGUAAAAAUGGAUAAUCGAGACUUGUUAAUUAUAGAACCAACUUUAGUAAUGAUGAUCGAGGCUAGCCGAAAAAUUGAAUUGUUAAUAUCUUGGUUCAGAGUGAAGAAAUUUGGCUGAAAUUUUCAGCAUUUUCUGUUUUCAUUAUUGAUUUUGUAACUAUUAUAGCGGGAACUGUCAGCUCUGUAUCUAAUCUUACCCAAUGCUCCUUUAAAGGACAAUAUUGGUGCCAGUCAUUAUCACAUAUGUGAUAGAACUGGUUAAACACGUUCCAAAUAUUAUUUUAUCACAGAGAUCAUUGCUACGAUAGAUGAGUAAUCAAUGCUUCAACAAUAGGAAGUGACGAACGCAAAUGGAAAACACGAGUUAUCCCUUUAUAUAACUGAAUGAAAUGACGUGUGAUAACAGAUACAUGGGUGAAUUUCUGCUCACUAAUAAUUCCUUCGAAGACCAAAAGUUGUUGUAUGGGACUGUGAAAGGAUAUCUGACAAUUCAUAAACAAAAUUGACUCUCACUAGAUAAGAGAACAUGAAAGGAAAACAGAAAUAGUCCGUGCAUUACCAUGUUUUUAUAAGUAUAGAAUGAAUAAACACCCGUGAAUGUACGGACUGUUUCUAUUUUUCUCUUGUUCUCUUAUCUAAUGACAUGCAAUUACUUUUUUGAAUUGUCAGAUAUACUCUUAGUCUCAUAUAACAACUUUUGGUCUUCGAAGGAAUUAUUAGUGAGCAGAAAUUCGCCCAUGUAUCUGUUAUUACCCGUCACUUCAUUCAGUUAUAUAAAGGGAUAACUCGUGUUUUCCUUUUGCGUUCGUCACUUCCUAUUGUUGAAACAUUGAUUACUCAUCUAUCGUAGCAAUGAUCUCAGUGAUAAAAUAAUAUUUGGAACGUGUUUAACCAGUUCUAUCAUAUAUGUGAUAAUGACUGGCACCAAUAUUGUCCUUUAAUUCAUGCUAAAUGUAAAAUGUUCUCAAAUUGAUUAUUAAACAUUUGAUUAAGGGGUUAGGCUACCCGAAAAAUGUGUUCUUAAAUUCUAUAGCUAUUAAAUUAAAAAUGGCACAAGUAGUUAGAAAAUAUAAUAAACAAAGGAAAACUAACAUUUAAAAAAAAAAAAAAAAUUGUUGCUAGGGUAACACAUUUUUGGGGAAAAAGUAUGAAAACCAUUGGUACACCAUAUCUCUGGCACUAAUAAAGAUAAAUGUCUCAUUUUCGCCCUGCUUAUUCUUUAAUGAUAACCCUAAAAUAAGGCAGAGAGUUUUUCUCUAUAAUUUUCAUAGUUUCUUGGAAAAUGGUGUUUAAAACAUUUGCCUCACCACAAUAUUUUGUCUUUUGAGAAAUAUUUUGAUAACUUUUGAAAUAUUAAUGAUAAUUCAAAUUGCUUUCUGUCUGAUUCAGGGGUAGAUAUUUGUUUAUAUAUCCUGCAAAAUUGGUGAAGAUAUAUCUUAAUUAGUUACAGAGAUAUAUUGUACCUACACUUUUCAUAAUUUUUCCCCCUAUAAAAUGGGUUACCCUGGCAACAACUUUUUUUAAAAGUUACUUUUCCCUUCUUUAUUACAUUUCCUAACUACUUGUACCAUUUUCAAUUCAAUAGCUUUAUAAUUUCAAAACAAAAAUUUUCAGGUAACCUCCCCUCUUAAGAAAACAAAACUAAAUAUCAACAUUAGACAAUCUCCUGGCUUUGAUUCAAUCAGAUUAAAAGAUGGCUAUCAGAAGAUUUUAUUCAACACUUAUAUGUGGCACUGGCUUGUUUAUGUCAUCUGCAGAAGAUGUUGAAUGUUGUGGAAUUUUUAAUUCACAGUAUCUUUAUAAAUAUAUGAAAGAGAACUGAACUAUUUUUGGACUGAUAUUCCUUUUAGAGAUUCAAAUUUCACAAGAUUGUAGUUUUCAAAUAAUUCAAAAUCUAAAAUGACAAUCAGCAGCUUUACUUGAUAUGGCUAAAGUAUAUUAAUAUUACUAGUAUUGAUAAAUUUAAUAAAUGGAAAAUGCAAAGAAAUUAUUACUACUGGACAAUGGAGACUGACUGUACAGAAUAGAUAAAACAUUCUCAUAGAAAACAAAAAAAAAAAAACAAAAGAAAAAGAAAGGGGUGGGGGAGAAAUGGAGUAAUCAUAAGUACAACAUUAUUUCGAUGUUUAAGGAGUUCUGCCAGUUUUCACUUUAUAUGCAAAUCGGUUGCCAAAGUUAUUUAUCUUAUCUGAAAGGUAAAAGUGCCAAACAUUGAGCUGUAUAUGUGCUAAUAAACAUAAGUGUCGCUGUGAAAUACAUUUAUUUUGACAAUGUCUUUCAAUCUGUUCUUUGUAUCUUGAGCCUAAUAUUACAGAUUAAAAUUUCAAUAAUGAGGUUCUUAUAAAUGAUAAGAAAAAAUUUGUUUUUAAUGAUAUACUAUAUAGACUGAUGACUUUGGAUAGUUGAAGAAUUACAGUUCAAAUUAUCAAAGGCAUAUGUCAUUGGAUUUUAAAAGGAAUGAAUUUAUUUAUUAUACCCGGUAAUUGUUAUAUUCAGAUUAAUUAAAUGUUUUAUUUUAAUUUGUAUCCCAAAUAUAUAUAUAGUAAUAAAAUUUUUCUAAUCUUCGCUAUCCUCAGAUUUUGUUAACUUGUGUCACAUUUUCCAGUUACCAUUAUCUUACCUUGGAAAGCAGUAUAGAGAUGGUCCCUACUGAUUCUGAUCAUUUUUCGCAAAAGUUAUUUCGGGAUUAUUAGACCUGUUAGGCUGUUACGAUUAUUGAUAAACCUACUCAUACUCACUGUACAUAGUUAAG
Messenger RNA from Patella vulgata (common limpet), 4033 nucleotides. RefSeq names its product glycerol-3-phosphate phosphatase. The transcript has 8 exons. The coding region runs from base 7 to 1032 and encodes 341 amino acids. Gene Ontology annotation, molecular function: phosphatase activity. The record is from RefSeq and is a predicted model, not a curated record. NCBI's taxonomy places the organism in Eukaryota, Metazoa, Mollusca, Gastropoda, Patellidae. Gene Ontology annotation, cellular component: cytoplasm.